This is a messenger RNA of Piliocolobus tephrosceles (Ugandan red Colobus), 1789 nucleotides long. It is a transcript of the gene NCR1, whose product is annotated as natural cytotoxicity triggering receptor 1. The transcript is spliced from 7 exons. Gene Ontology annotation, cellular component: plasma membrane. Lineage: Eukaryota; Metazoa; Chordata; Mammalia; Primates; Cercopithecidae. The record is from RefSeq and is a predicted model, not a curated record. The coding region runs from base 647 to 1525 and encodes 292 amino acids. Gene Ontology annotation, biological process: immune response-regulating signaling pathway.
AUGUAGCCCCCAGUCACGUUUCCCAUGCUUGCUUGAUUUAUCACGACCCUUUCACGUGGACCCCUUAGAGUUGUAAGCCUUUAAAAAGGCCAAGAAUUUCUUUUUUUGAGGAGCUCGGCUCUUAAGACGUGAGUCUGCCGAGGCUCCCAGCCAAAUAAAAAAACCUCUUCUUUCUUUAAUCCGGUGUCUGAGCAGUUUUGUCUGCGGCUCAUCCUGCGACACUUCUUUAAUUUCUUUUCAUUCCUGUUCUAGUAUCUCACUGUGAAAUUCCCCGUGUUUUUAUACGAUUCUCAGGGGGUUUCCUCUGAGCGUCAUUAGGCCUGACUUCUCACGGUCAGCUGUGGGUACCACCUUCACAUUGCAGAAUUGAGAAGUUGACCCAGAAAUGCAUUUCGGGCUGAGCAGACAAGUGUCAGAGGAGCUGGCUAGACCACAGACGUGUCAGAGGGACCAUGGCCUUUCCGUAGGCUCAUAGGUGGAGGUGGAGGUGGAGGGGGAGUUGUGAACGUUCUAAUGAAAAAAGUCAACAUGAAAGCUUCCUGGCGAUGGGCGCUGGGGCUCACUCACCACUUCCUGUGCAUCUCCCUGGCCCGCUGGGCUCAGUCCCCACCCCGCUGCUCAGCACUCGGCCUGCGGAAUCUGAGCAAUGCCUUCCACGCUCCGUGCCCUGCUCUGCGUCGGGCUGUGUCUGAGCCAGAGGAUCAGCGCCCCGAAGCAGACUCUCCCAAAACCGAUCAUCAGGGCCAAAUCCACUUACAUGGUUCCAAAGGAAAAGCAAGCGACCCUCUGUUGCCAGGGAAAUUAUGGAGCUGUUGAAUACCAGCUGCAUUUUGAAGGAAGUGUUUUUGCCGUGGAGAGACCAAAUCCCCCUGAACAGAUUAACGAAGUCAAAUUCCACAUCCCGGACAUGAACUCCCGCAAGGCAGGGCAAUACAGCUGCGUCUAUCGGGUUGGGGAGCUCUGGUCAGAGCCCAGCAACUUGCUGGAUCUGGUGGUAACAGAAAUGUAUGACACACCCACCCUCUCGGUUCAUCCUGGACCUGAAGUGACCUCAGGAGAGAAGGUGACCUUCUACUGCCGUCUAGACACUGCAACAAGCAUGUUCUUACUGCUCAAGGAGGGAAGAUCCAGAGACAUACAGCGCAGACACGGGAAGGUCCAGGCGGAGUUCCCCAUGGGCCCUGUGACCACAGCCCACGGAGGGACAUACCGAUGUUUUGGCUCCUAUAACAACUAUGCCUGGUCUUUCCCCAGUGAGCCAGUGACGCUCCUGGUCACAGGCGACACUGAGAACACCAGCCUUGCACCUACAGACCCCAUAUUUCCUGCAGACUCUUGGGACACCUGCCUUUUAACCACCGAGACGGGACUCCAGAAAGACCUUGCCCUGUGGGACUACACUGCCCAGAAUCUCCUUCGGAUGGGCCUGGCCUUCCUGGUGCUGGUGGCUCUAGUGUGGCUCCUGGUUGAAGAUUGGCUCAGCAGGAAGAGGACUAGAGAGCAAGCCAGCAGAGCUUCCACUUAGGAAGGCAGGAGAAGGUUGAACACAAAGACUCUUUGAAGAAUGACCAUGAGACGCAGCGGCCAUGGGUGGAACUGAAAGCUGGUGUUGAGCCUCGGCGGCAUGAGCUCUGCGUCAGACCCACUGAGGAGGGAGUCACUGCAGUGAAUAGGGGACACUGGCAUUCCAUUUGUCAGAGCAUCCCGGAUGACGCAGAGGGUGGGAGAACUACAUGCUAAAUUUCUUUCUGGUUUUUUUUUUUUUGAGACAGAGCUUUGUUCCUGUUGC